This is a messenger RNA of Malus domestica (apple), 896 nucleotides long. RefSeq names its product 14-3-3 protein 10-like. NCBI's taxonomy places the organism in Eukaryota, Viridiplantae, Streptophyta, Magnoliopsida, Rosales, Rosaceae. The record is from RefSeq and is a predicted model, not a curated record. Gene Ontology annotation, cellular component: cytoplasm. Gene Ontology annotation, biological process: signal transduction; intracellular protein localization.
CCCGCGCUGCAGAGAUUGCUCACUUCCACAGCUGCCAGAAAGAUGAAGAAAGCAUUGGGUCUCAAAUCACCGGGCUCCGGCUCCAAGAAGAGUCAUGAGUCAGCCGGGUCUGGGGUCGGGUCAGGUCUAGGAAAGCCUAGGUGGGCCAUGAUGGUGGGUGAGCUAAUGAGGAUCCAAAUGGGGAUUUAUGAGGCCACUGACUCCAGAGUCAGAAGAGCUCUACUCAGGAUUUCUACUUCUCAGCUCACCUGCUCCAAUGGCUUCCGUUGUCCCUGAAAACCUCAGCAGAGAACAGUACGUGUACAUGGCGAAGCUCGCCGAGCAGGUCGAGCGGUACGAGGAGAUUGUGAGCUUCAUGAAGAAGCUUGUCGUCGACUCCAUCACCGUCGGGAUCGAGCUUACGGUGAAGGAGCACAACCUGCUUAGCGUCGCCUUCAAGAACGUCAUCGGCUCGUUCCGCGCCGCCUGGCGCAUAAUCUCGUCAAUUGAGCAGAAGGAUGAAGGCCGCCACAACGAGGAGCAUGUGGCGCUCAUCAAGCAGUACAGAUCCAAGGUAGAAACCGAGCUCUCCGCCAUCUACGCCGGAAUCCUAGAGCUCCUGCGGUCGCACCUUGUUCCUUCGGCUACCACCGGAGAGUCCAAGGUCUUCUACUUGAAGAUGAAUGAUAAUUACCAUCGGUACCUCGCCAGGUUCAAAAAUGGCGACAAGAGAAAGACCACCGCCUAGGACACCCUGGAUGCCUGACCCGGAGAUUGCAUGACUAACAAAUGUUGGCCAGCUACUUGAGAGGAAGGGAAAAUAGCUUUUGGGUUUCAGACUGGCCUCUAGCUCUCCUUCGACGACAAUGGCUGGAGACAAAAAGGUUUAUACUUUGGCUAAGGUCUCCGCUCACAGU